UGGCGGUUGUUAUAUUAGGAAAUACAGGAAUCUUUCCAACAAGUUAAAAUUUUGUGGGUGUAGAAAGGAGCUUUCAAACAAAUUUAUUCUGAUCAAUGGUGUUUAGUGUUAUAUGUCCAUAGCAUUAUGGACAGUUAACGAUAUCUAUUUGCUUCUAUAAAAAUAGUACUUUAUCUCAUAACAAUAUAGCGGUAGGAGACCGCAUUUAUUUACGAAAUAGUUUUUCAAUAAUAAGUGAAGUAUUACUUUAGUAGUUUGAUUGUUUACGUAAGUUAUGAUGUAUUUUAUGUGUUAAUGCUUUUUGUAUAACAAGAUUACGUCGAGAUGUGUUUGUGAGCCUUUUCCCUCUAAAAUGGAUGAAUCUGAGGAGUUCAAUACGCUAGCCUUUGAAAAGAAACUUUCUCAGUUGAAAGAUACUCAGGAGAGUAUCCAAUCAUUAUCUUCGUGGUGCUUAAAACAACGUGAUCAUCAUAAAAAGAUUGUUUCGAGCUGGUUGAAUGUUUUGAAACGGGUUAAAGUGGAGCAAAGAUUAGUGUUGUUCUAUCUCGCAAAUGAUGUGAUCCAAUAUAGUAAAAGAAAGAAUUAUAAAUUCGUUGAAAGUUGGGGAUUAAAUUUACAGAAAGCUACACCUCUGGUCAGGGAUGAAAAGGUUCGACCGAAGAUAUUAAGGAUAUUUAAAAUUUGGGAACAAAGAUCAGUUUAUGAUGAUGAAUUCCUAUCUGAUUUGACCGGGCUGCUCAGUGCAGGACCUGGUAAAAAGGCUGAUGAUGAUCCCCUGGAUUUUCAACCACAGCAAUUAGUGAACAAAAUAAAGCAAUGCACAGUACUGGAGAUGGAUACAGAUUUAAGGUUGAAAUUUAUACAUGAGAGUCAUUUACAACUCUCGGAUUCUGAUGCGUUACGAGCUAGUCUUAAGGGAUUUUUUACAGAUAGAAGUAAUAAAGAUGAUGUUGAGAAGGAAUUAAACGAAGGUAUUGCAUGUGUGGAGAGGUACACACAAGCUUUACAAAGAGAGAUAGUUGCUAGAGAGGCGUUAUUAGCUCUCCUCACUUCAGCGGAUCAUUACUACUCUACACAACGUGGGGAAGUCAAAGUUGUUGCUUAUGCUUACAAAACGUUUGGGGCGCGUGUCCGUGCAUUAAAACGAAAGUUGGACGAACUUAUUCCCACAUUACCUAGUGCCAUGCCCUCACCACCGGAGAGGGAUGAGGAUGUUCCCUCGCCGGGACCUGAUGAGGAUUUGGAUCUUCCUAAUAAUACUGGAUCUGGAGAUGAUGACAUAUCAUAUAAUAUUGACAGAACAUUCAACACAUCAUUGGCAGCUGAUGGAUCUUUAUACAAUCUGGGAUUAUCAUCGUUCUUAACAUCAGAAAAUCCUUUGUCACUUUUCAAUAAAUCCGAAGAGGUUAAUAAUUCAAACAAAAUAGAAGUAAUAAACAACAGGUCAAGUGAAAAGCAAGAUUUUAAUAUAAGUGAUUUUUUGAAGACAUUAGCACCAAAUGAGACUAACAUACAGACUACAGAAAGUAAUACAGCGGUGAACACAACAAUAUCUCAAAAGUGUCAAGAGGCGUUGCCCGGCUUGGACCUGCUGACGCCGGAGAGCACGGGCAACCCGCCACCGACUUCAUUCUAUGGUACUAAUGUUGUUGAAACUGUACACGAUGAUACGGAACCAACUUUCCAACGAGAGCCUGCUAAUGCAGCUUGGAACACCAACACUUGGGUACCACGAACAAGCCCACUGAUGCUUCGCGGCAUGUUUGCGGACACGCCGGAGUCUCCCCCGCCCGCGCCCCUGCCGCCGCCGCCCAUGCCCAAUAUGCCCAGCAUGCCCACGCUCGCAAUGCCCACGCCGCCCACACCGCCCACUUUGCCCACUAUACCGACAAUACCAGUCAUGAAUGUACGGACGGAUUCCUAUAAUCAGGAGACGACGCCAACAGACGUGGAUCACAGAGCACUCCCGCCUCCGCCCCCGCCCCCAGUACUGCCCCUGCUUACACACAUAGAGGAUAUCGACCACAGACUGCUGGCCGCGCCCCCCGCACCGCCCGCACCUCCCGCACCACCAGUCACCACGGCACCGCGACAUAUCGUCUCACAUCAAGAUGUGGACCAUAGAAAUUUAAUAUCACUGACACAUCAGCUGACGACAAACACACAUCCUAUUGAAGAUCAAGACUAUCGCGUGCCACCAAUAACCGCGCCCAGCGACAUCGUGGAGAGUGUAGAUAUGGACCUGUCCGAAGAUGAGGACCUUCAAGGGCUGUACCCAUCACAGACGAAUGCUGAACACAUCAGACGUCUCAGUUUUAUCAAUAACAAAGUUCUUGUAGGAGGUGAUAAUGGAAAGAUUGACAUGAACGAACAGAAUAAUCAUAAUCUUAUACAAAUUCAUCACAGAAGAGAAAGAGAAGAACCCAACUUUAUGCCACCACCGAAACCAUUCUCAAAUCAAGAACUUAUGAACUCCGGAACUCUGGAAGCUCUUCCCGAGUUUGAUGAAAUGUUUGAAGACGAUAUAAGACAUCGAGGUAUGGAACUGAGUGCGGAUAGAAGAAAUGCUUCGCCCCCAGAGUUUCAGAAUGAUUGGCCUCAACCAAGAUCGUUAUUGAACCAACGUUUCCCCAGAAAUUGGCAACCUAGGACUAAUUUCAGGCAAUUCACGCCUCAGUUCCGGCCUAGGAACGGACCUAGGCAGACGAGCAGGUGGCCCGGACCUAGGCCUCAAAGAUUUUGGUGAUGUGCAGUGUUGUGAAGUGAUGCAGUUAUAUACAUUGCUACAGAUUGUAGCUGAUUAAAUAGUUUUAUUGAGACAUUUCUAUAAAUAUAUGAUAUGAUCCCUUAUAUGUUAGGUUUGGAGUUAUUUUAUUCAUAUAACCUGUGUACAGUAGACCCUCAGUAAAUCCCAAAUCGUACAAAAACUAUAUUUUGGCAAAUCUUUCCUAAUGAAGGACCGGUUCAAACUGGUUCAAUCUGGUUCAAAGCGGUUAAAACCGGUUUAUACUGGUUACUUUUAUCAAAAUUGCUACUGGAAUAUAAUAAAUAAGAAUUCUAUAAUCAUAACAAGAUAUUUGUUAAAAAGUUUUGAACAAAAUUGAGUCUUUGGAUAUUUUAAAUAACAAAAAGUUUGUCGGAAUAUUGAGUGUUUACUGUACUGCACAAUUUCUUUAAAGGUCCUCGGGAUUGGAUUUAAUUAUACCCUUUUGUUGUUGAGAUAUGGAUAUCAAUGGGUAUGCUGAGACUCUAUCUAUAGUUGACCCAUACAAUGGAUACAAAAACACAAAUAGGAUAUAUUCAAAUAUUUUAUUUUGAUUUACGUAAACUUAUUAUUAUUAUUUUGGAUAUAUAUUUAUGUAUGUAUUAUGAAAGAGCCAGAUAACAGAUGCGGUAGUGUGCAAUUUUAAAAAUCGCGUCCGUGUUGCUUUUCUCUUAAAUAUUUUGGCUGGUUGUUAAUAUAAAAGAUAG
Papilio xuthus (Asian swallowtail) is the source of this 3471-nucleotide messenger RNA. RefSeq names its product regulation of nuclear pre-mRNA domain-containing protein 2. Gene Ontology annotation, molecular function: RNA polymerase II complex binding. Gene Ontology annotation, biological process: mRNA 3'-end processing. The transcript has 15 exons. Bases 353 to 2746 code for a protein of 797 amino acids. The record is from RefSeq and is a predicted model, not a curated record. Lineage: Eukaryota; Metazoa; Arthropoda; Insecta; Lepidoptera; Papilionidae.